This is a messenger RNA of Carica papaya (papaya), 846 nucleotides long. Its product is annotated as Plant invertase/pectin methylesterase inhibitor superfamily protein. NCBI's taxonomy places the organism in Eukaryota, Viridiplantae, Streptophyta, Magnoliopsida, Brassicales, Caricaceae. Gene Ontology annotation, molecular function: enzyme inhibitor activity. Gene Ontology annotation, biological process: negative regulation of catalytic activity. The record is from RefSeq and is a predicted model, not a curated record.
ACACCGUCUAUAAAUACACGAUUCUCUCUCAAUCUUAAAACCCAGAUCGAGUCUUCCCUAAAAAAAUCUCGAUAUUUAGGAUCAGUAUAACCCGACAAUGGCGAGAGCUGUGAGUUUAUUGCUUCUGCUAUCUAUUUUCUACAUCGCCGGCACAAGCAGUGCUUACUCGAGACCCAGUUCAAGCUACAUUCAGAAGUCGUGCAAGGCCACGACUUUCCCCGCCGUGUGUUUGCAGACUCUAUCGGCGUACUCCAGCAAGAUCCAGCAGAGUCCGCAGAACCUGGCCCUGACUGCUUUAUCUGUGAGCUUGUCCAGGGCGCAGUACGCUAAGGGGUUCGUGUCCAAGAUGACUAAGUUCAAGGGACUCAAGAGGAGGGAGUAUCAGGCCAUUAAGGACUGUGUUGAGGAGAUGGAUGACACGGUGGACCGGCUGAGCAAGGCGGCCCAGGAGUUGCAGCGUUUGAGUGGGUUCAGGGGUGACGAGUUCUUGUUCCACAUGAGCAACGUCCAGACCUACGUCAGUGCGGCUCUGACCGAUGAGAAUACCUGUUUCGACGGGUUCGCUGGGCGAGCCUUGAAUGGGAAAUUGAAGAGCUCGAUUAGAGCCCAGGUUGUGAAAGUCUCGCAGGUCACUAGCAAUGCCUUGGCUCUGGUUAACCAGCUCGCCGCAACUCACUGAGUCGGCUCACUGGUCGAUACAUGAAUCUCUACUGUUGAAUGUUCAGAUGGGUGCAUGAGUGAUACGUUAAUUUCAAUGAGAGUUGGUUUGUAUGCUUUUGUUAUGUAUAUGGUUUGUAGUGAAAGAUUUUCAAUGAAAAGGAAUACAGAAGCUUUCUUCUUCUUCUU